Ornithodoros turicata is the source of this 4604-nucleotide messenger RNA. RefSeq names its product sodium-coupled monocarboxylate transporter 1-like. Gene Ontology annotation, cellular component: membrane. Gene Ontology annotation, molecular function: symporter activity. NCBI's taxonomy places the organism in Eukaryota, Metazoa, Arthropoda, Arachnida, Ixodida, Argasidae. The coding region runs from base 321 to 2135 and encodes 604 amino acids. The transcript is spliced from 17 exons. The record is from RefSeq and is a predicted model, not a curated record. Gene Ontology annotation, biological process: sodium ion transport; transmembrane transport.
CGUCAUGAUACGUCUACGAGACUGCGGCUGGCUGUACCGACUGAAUUCGCAGGCUCGAGCGCAUGUUGAAAAGGCGAACGAUGGUAGUGGUAUUACUUUCCAUGAUCUUCGCAAUAAGAGGGAAGUCCGUGGCCUGCUGCUCAUCUGGCUAAGUUUUGAACUGACUAGACUAUCCGGACUUCACCUCGCAAGCUUUGUCUGAUAUGUGUGGAGUGUUCGCUGCUAUCUCGCGGUGAGCAGUCUACAAGGCCGUGAGACAGCGUACCGCGCAGCCGGUAUACGGUGUUUUUACUCAUUCCUGACUCUAGACAUUUAUCACGAUGAGCACCAUUCCGACAUUCGCCCUGACUGACUAUGCUGUGAUGACUGUGAUGUUGUGUUUAUCGUCAUGUAUUGGAAUCUAUUUUGCUUGGAAGGACAGAAUGGACCAAUCAAAUAAGGCAUUUUUGAUGGGUAACCGCGAACUGGGUGUGUUCCCCGUCGCAAUGUCGUUGAUGGCGAGUUUCCAGUCUGCAACAACUGUUCUUGGUUAUCCUGCUGAGAUGUUCUACAAAGGUACACAAUUUUGGGUGGCAAUAUUCGGACUCGCAAUAUCGAACGUGCUGGCUGCCGAGAUCUUCCUCCCAGUGCUUUAUAAGCUUCACCUUACAAGUGUCAAUUUGUACCUGGAGAGGCGGUUUUCCUCAGUUCCUGUUCGGAUUCUUGGUUCCUUAUCAUUCAUCACAAAUACCCUGCUCUACAUGGGCGUUGUUUUAUAUGGACCAUCUGUAGCAUUAGAAUCAGUUACUGGACUUCCAGGAUCGAUGUCCAUUUUACUCCUUGGACUUAUUUGUACUUUCUAUACAGUGUUGGGAGGUAUGAAGGCGGUUGUUUGGACGGAUGCCCUCCAGAUGACUAUAAUGGUGAUGGGAUUGGCAUCAGUCGUAAUAUUGGGUAUAGCAAAAGCAGGUUCACUCAGUGACGUGUGGACCAAGGCUGAGGACGGCGGACGCAUCCAGUUCUUGAAUACGCAGAUCGACUUGCAGUCGUCCGUGGUCUUAUGGAAUGUCCUGCUAGGAACGACGUUUGUAUGGCUGGCCUCUUAUGGCACGAGCCAGACACAAGUACAACGGUUCUGCAGUGUCUCUUCACUGAAGGAAGCUCGCACUGCUCUGUACCUGAACAUUCCUGGUGUUAUGCUUAACAUUAGCCUUGGUUGCUUAGCAGGACUGGUCAUCUAUGCGAAUUACUAUGACUGUGAUCCACUCAAGGCGGGCAAAAUAAAAAAGCCUGAUCAGCUGAUACCAUAUUUUGUCAUGGAAACACUUAGUGUUGUUCCUGGGCUUCCUGGUUUGUUUGUAGCAUGUGUCUUCAGCGGUGCACUCAGUACCCUCUCCUCUGGAUACAAUUCAUUGGCCGCCGUCACUUGGGAGGACUUUCUUGUACGCUGGUCCAAUUUUUCAGACCGACAGGCGGCCUUUGUGACCCGCUCUGUGGCCGCAUUUUACGGGCUUCUAUCUAUUGGUCUAGCAUUUCUUGCGGGGCGAGUUGGUUCCAUUCUCAAGGCCGCAUUUGCCAUGUCAGGUGCCCUUUCAGGACCACUUUUAGCGGUAUUUACACUAGGCGUUCUAGUUCCCAUGUGCAAUGGGAAGGGUGCCCUUAUUGGUUUGCUGCUAGGACAGGUUGCUUGCCUUUGGGUUGUCAUUGGAUCACUGCUGAAUGAGUUGCCUCCCGAAAAUCUUCCUACAUCUAUCGAUGGCUGUGAGGCAAACUCAACUAUCCCUGUAAUACCUGCAGAGAGUGAACCCCAUGCUGAAAGGGGCCUUCUGCAGUUUUAUCGAAUAUCGCAUCUCCUUGUUCCUGUGCUUGGAUUCACGAUUGCAUUUUUUACUGCAUUAUUUGUCAGUCUUCUAACAGGCAAAAGUACUGGUCAGAUACAAGAUCCGAGUUUGUACUCCAGCUGUGUAAGGCGCUUCCUAAAUCAAGAGCCGACAACAGAAAAACGAGAUGCUAUAAGUGAUGAAUCUGGUCAGCUUCAGAAAGUAAACCUUCAUACCAAUCCUGUGUUUUCUGAACACGAUGUCCACCCAGAGGAGCAAAAGGACAUGAACAAUGCUGCCCAGCCUCCAGAUGAUAUAGGACCUACAUCAUUAUAACGAGAGCCUUAACUACUACAUGCAUUUGUGCUCUGCACUUAUCAAAUGUACAUUUUUUGUCCGGCCUGUCUGGACAUUUAUUUACUCAGAUUUCCAUUAUAUGUGCAGCCCCUUUCCACAUUGUUAAAAAAGCCACCUUCAUAUGUCAGCAUAAUUUUCUUAUUGUGAAGAAACAUUAUAUUUUCUUACCUUUCUGGCAUCCACUGAAAAAGGGACUCUAGUGUACAUUUUCCUUUGUACAUACGUGCUUAAAUGAAAACAAACAAGAACUGCCAUAUUUUAUGGACUAAGCAGUAAGCAGCUGGAUGCAUGCAUUGUAUUCAUCAGUGCCUAUAGCUCAGUCAUAUUUAUCAUUUAGUUGUUGAUAUUAUUGUACAGCUAUGCGUUUAGUUAUUAGUGAGCACUGCAAUAUAUCCUCCCUUGAUUAGCAGACAGUAGGUGUUACCUACACAGUAGCCUUUGCCUGUGGUUUUUCAAUGGGUAAACCAUUCUUCCUUGUAAAAAUAAGUGGUACUUAAUGAAGGUAUGUUAAUUUGUAAAGCCCAACAGAAUCAUCCUUUGACAGAGAAGUGUUACUGCAAAAAGUUUGGGGGGAAUUUGGAUGGCUUUAUGCAUUGGCUUAAAGCAUAACGGUACACAAAAUUUAUAGUUUAACCUUCCUAGCCUGCGCUGCCACAAAUUGGCCUACAGUGUCGUUCAAGUCAAUAUUUUCAGUUUCUUCCUUUUUCAUACCACCCUAGAUACAGUGUUGCUUGGAAUCAAGGAUGAUGGGUUUCCAGGUCACAUAUAGCCAAUUACACAAGCUACACACCAGUAGGUGCAUGAUGUGUGUCUCCCCUGUGCUCAGCAUAACUCUAUGACAUGACCCUACUCUCUUCACAUUGUCAUGCAAAUGAAGAAUAAUGUGUUCAUGCUGAAAGAAGAAAAAGCAUGUUGUUGACGUGCAUAUAUUUUCAGAAUUAACAGUUGCAUGCAAAUUAUGAAAUCCUAACCUAAACCACUCUUAUUUCUGCAUCUAAGCAUGCCAGAGUAUAAUAGUUAGGUCUGCGCAAAUAGUAAUUUUGAACCAUCCCGGUUGUGAUGCAAUAAUUCCUCAAAUUCUGAAAAUUUCUCCGGCUUUGUGUCCAUUAGAAGAGUAUCCUUUCUCGUCGAAGCUCUUGUCUGUUUUCUUGCAGGACACUUCACCCUUCAACUUUGUUCUGCAUGCUGCAAAGGGUGUUGCUCUGAUGAAAGAAAAGUAAAGACGAAAGAAAAUAACGUUGAAUUCAAUUCCCAUCGUGUUGCUCUGUUCAGCCAUUAUCAAUAUUAUGCCACAUAGAUCAAAGUUGAGACAUAGACAGGAACCUGAGGAGAAAGCUUAUUGGUAAACUAUGACUCGGAUUUCGAACUGAAUUCAAGGUUCAUUGCUGUGCACCUAGCUGUUAGACAUACCAGCACAAUGCAGUGGUGGUACAUGGAAUGGAAAGUCAAAUUAAAAGUAGUCCAAUGGUUCUUGGCACACAAUGAUUUCGAAUGUUUUCAUGCACAACCCAUUAACACUUCAUCGAGGGCAAGUUGUGAUACUCCUCAUAGAUUGCAGGGAAGGUACUUAGUUUUAGCUACUAUUUUCAUUGUAAUGGAGCUUAAAAUAGAUCUUUAAUGUCUUCACAACUUUUAACAAAUGCUAGAUAACAGCAUGCUCAAAGUGAGAACAUGCAUUUACUGCCAUUUUGACUGACCAGGAGCACUAAAUAUAGUCUAUACUGGUGACCUGCAUUUAGGCUGUUGUGGACAUGUUCCUUGUUGGGUGGAAAAUGCGGCGUUGAGUUUUAAUCGGAUAGUUGAAGAUAGUUUAAAUGCCCAUCCUCCAUAUAAUGUGGAAGAUUCAGUUGAAUAUGUAUUCCACAAAUGUGAGACUCCAACACCUAUCACAUAGGAAGGUAUUGCGAUCAGCACGUGUGCGCUUGUUGAGAUUGCCUUACACUUGAUACCGGGCAUACCGGUCCUCUGCAUGGCCUGGGAGUUCGUUUUUUGCCUCCAGAGACAGAACCAACGUUGUUUUGUUGAUGGUUUUUGCAAUAUGUCCCAGUUAGCAUGGUAGCUUACUGGGUGGUUUAUCCGCCUUGGUGCUUGAAGUGGUCCUGCUGUGUCUGAAUAUGCAUGGUAGAAGUAGUCUGUUAGGUGUGGGUAGCAGAUUAAAUUUGACCUUUGACUGGUAGUAAAACGGCUUCGCAAUGUAGGAACUAAACUUUUCCCCCACAAUCCUCCUUGUUCAUAUAGCAUACACGAAUUCUGUGCGACGUCCCACGUGAAGUUGUUCAUGUCUUUUUGUACACUGCAAAAUAUGUGGGGUGUAGACAUCGAAAGUAUAGUAUGGCAGUGACAUUGUUUGCAUACCUGCGAUGCGAAAUGUACUCAAAUGCACGAUGCUGUGUUUUUAUCCUCCAGCUCGCCCUUUCACUGGCUUGCUAUAAAAAGUACCUCAUGGAA